AUGCCGAACGCCGGCGGCCUCGACCAGGCGCUGAAGAUGUCCCUGCAGAGGAGGAAGUCCAAGAUCCACUCGGCGGCGGGACCCCUUUGCCCCCCUUCGGGCUACAAGAAGGCGGAUGAUGAGAUGUCCGGGGCCAUGUCCUCUGUGGACCACGAGGAGGCAGCAGCCCGCACCAUUUACUUGAACCAGCCCCAGCCCAGCAAGUUCCAUGACAACCGGGUCAGCACAGCCAAGUACAGUGUGGUGACAUUUCUACCUCGAUUCUUAUAUGAGCAGAUCAGAAAGGCUGCUAACGCUUUCUUCCUCUUCAUUGCCUUAUUGCAGCAAAUUCCAGAUGUCUCUCCAACUGGAAGAUAUACCACCUUGGUGCCAUUGCUAUUUAUUCUAACCGUUGCUGGCAUCAAAGAGAUUAUAGAAGACUAUAAAAGACACAAGGCCGACAGUACAGUGAACAAAAAGAAAACAGUUGUUUUAAGAAAUGGGAUGUGGCAAAACAUUAUGUGGAAAGAGGUGGCAGUGGGAGAUAUUGUCAAGGUCACCAAUGGGCAACACCUCCCAGCAGACAUGAUCAUUUUGUCUACCAGUGAACCUCAGGCCAUGUGCUAUAUUGAAACAUCUAAUCUUGAUGGGGAGACAAAUCUUAAAAUUCGACAGGGCUUGACACAGACUGCUAGUCUCCAAUCAAGAGAAGUGUUGAUUAAAGUGUCUGGGAGGAUAGAGUGUGAAGGACCCAACCGCCAUCUUUAUGACUUCACUGGAAACCUGCGUUUCGAUGGCCAAAGUCCAGUUCCCAUUGGACCUGAUCAGAUCUUACUAAGAGGUGCGCAGAUAAGAAACACCCAGUGGGUUUUAGGAAUAGUCGUCUAUACAGGACACGAUACAAAACUUAUGCAGAAUUCAACCAAAGCUCCCUUGAAGAGAUCAAAUGUGGAAAAAGUGACCAAUAUGCAGAUCCUUAUUUUGUUUUGCAUCCUCGUUGUCAUGGCUCUCGUGAGUUCUGUGGGUGCCUUAUUAUGGAACAGAACCCAUGGCAAAGUCAUCUGGUACCUUGGCUCAAAUGAAGCGCUGUCAGUCAACUUUGGAUAUAAUCUGCUCACCUUCAUAAUCUUGUACAACAACCUCAUUCCCAUCAGUCUGCUGGUGACUCUGGAAGUAGUGAAGUUUACUCAGGCUCUUUUUAUAAACUGGGACAUAGAUAUGUAUUAUAAUGAAACAGACACACCUGCAAUGGCCAGAACUUCAAAUCUUAAUGAGGAGCUUGGCCAGGUAAAAUACCUGUUUUCUGAUAAAACGGGCACCUUAACAUGCAAUAUCAUGAACUUUAAGAAAUGUAGUAUUGCUGGAGUUACAUACGGUCACUUUCCAGAACUGGUCAGAGAAUGUUCAUCAGAAUAUUUCAGCCAGCUGGCUCCUUCCACCAGCGAUUCUUGUGAAUUCGAUGACCCAAGACUGUUGCAAAAUAUCGAGACUGAUCAUCCCACAGCUGCUCACAUCCGAGAAUUCCUCAGGCUCUUGGCUGUGUGUCACACCGUAGUUCCUGAAAGAGACGGGAACAAGAUAAUCUACCAGGCUUCUUCUCCAGACGAAGGAGCCUUAGUCAAAGGAGCAAAGAAGCUUGGCUAUGCUUUCACUGGAAGGACUCCAGAUUCCGUUAUCAUUGAUGCGCUAGGUGAAGAGGAGACAUUUGAGAUCCUUAAUGUGUUGGAAUUUUCAAGUAAUAGAAAGAGAAUGUCUGUCAUUGUUCGGACUCCAGCGGGGCAACUACGUCUCUACUGCAAAGGAGCUGAUAAUGUCAUUUUUGAAAGGCUUUCCAAAGAUUCCCAGUACAUGGAACAAACAAUGUGCCAUCUUGAAUAUUUUGCCACUGAAGGUUUGAGGACUCUGUGCAUUGCAUAUGCAGACCUCUCAGAAAACUCUUACCGGGAUUGGUUGAAUGUUUAUAAUGAAGCCAGCACCAUCUUGAAAGACAGGACUCAGAAGCUGGAGGAAUGCUAUGAGAUCAUUGAAAAGGAUUUACUGCUUCUUGGAGCAACGGCCAUUGAAGACCGCCUUCAAGCGGGUGUCCCAGAAACCAUAUCCACAUUAAUGAAAGCAGAGAUCAAGAUUUGGAUUCUGACAGGGGACAAACAAGAAACAGCUCUGAACAUAGGCUACUCCUGCCGGUUAGUGUCUCAGAGUAUGUCUCUCAUCCUUCUGAAUGAAGAUUCUUUGGAUGCAACAAGAGCUACGCUGACCCAGCACUGCACGAGCCUGGGUGAUUCGCUGGGCAAAGAAAAUGACAUUGCUUUGAUUAUUGAUGGCCAGACGUUGAAGUUUGCCCUUUCUUUUGAGGUCAGACAGUCCUUCCUGGACCUUGCGCUGUCAUGCAAGGCAGUCAUUUGUUGCAGGUAG
Gekko japonicus is the source of this 2391-nucleotide messenger RNA. It is a transcript of the gene ATP8A2, whose product is annotated as ATPase, aminophospholipid transporter, class I, type 8A, member 2. The transcript is spliced from 25 exons. Lineage: Eukaryota; Metazoa; Chordata; Lepidosauria; Squamata; Gekkonidae. The record is from RefSeq and is a predicted model, not a curated record. Gene Ontology annotation, molecular function: magnesium ion binding; ATP hydrolysis activity; ATPase-coupled intramembrane lipid carrier activity. Gene Ontology annotation, biological process: neuron development; phospholipid translocation. Bases 1 to 2391 code for a protein of 796 amino acids. Gene Ontology annotation, cellular component: plasma membrane.